UAGAUAAUCAAAGUGUCUUUAAGAAAUUCAUAGAAAAAACAAAAGCUUAAUUCGAAUCUCGACGGAAAACAAGCUUGUCCCUCAUGGCCUCUUUGUAAAUAUGUACUGUUAAAUGCCUCUUCACAGCCCUCCCAACUCACUUCUUCCGCUUCGCCAUAGUCUAUACCCUCUCUCAAAAGUCCCCAGUUUUUUCUCUCAACUCCCAACCAAUGGCCGUUGUUACCACAACCCACCAGUACACUUGCAAAGUUCCCCCUGCAAGGAUCUUCAAGGCCUUGGUGCUCGACUCCCACAACCUCAUUCCUAAGGUUAUCCCGUCCAUCAAGAGCAUCGAACUCGUCCAGGGAGAUGGCGGUGCCGGCAGCAUUAAGCAAACCAGUUUCGCCGAUGGCAGCCACUUCAAGUACAUGAAGCACAGAGUCGACGAGGUUGACUCCGCCAACUUAUUCAGCAAGACCACUUUGAUCGAGGGCGAUGCGCUGGGCGACAAGCUCGAAUGCAUUGUUUACGAGAUCAAGAUGGAGGCUGCUGGCGCCGGAAGCGUGACCAAGAGCACCAGCCACUAUCACCCCAAGCCCGGCGUUGAGCUGAAGGAAGACGACAUCAAGUCCGGCAAGGACAAGGCCACAGGCAUCAACAAGGCUGUUGAAGACUACCUCGUCGCCAACCUGGAUCUCUACGCUUAAUUAAUUUAAGUUUGUGUUUUAAGCUGUAUUAUUAGCAUUGCGCUCUCUUAUACAAAUGUGAUUGGUGUGUAUUUGCUUGAUAGAGCUCCUCCAAGGUUUACUAAUUAAUAAAAGGCCCCUCGAUGUUUGUGGGCUGGUUUGGCUGAGAUUUUGAAGGAAAUCGAUAUAUCAACCAAUAUAUAAGUACUUUUGUUGACA
Messenger RNA from Diospyros lotus (date-plum), 884 nucleotides. Its product is annotated as major allergen Mal d 1-like. Gene Ontology annotation, molecular function: signaling receptor activity; abscisic acid binding; protein phosphatase inhibitor activity. Bases 210 to 686 code for a protein of 158 amino acids. The record is from RefSeq and is a predicted model, not a curated record. Gene Ontology annotation, biological process: defense response; abscisic acid-activated signaling pathway. NCBI's taxonomy places the organism in Eukaryota, Viridiplantae, Streptophyta, Magnoliopsida, Ericales, Ebenaceae. Gene Ontology annotation, cellular component: cytoplasm; nucleus. The transcript has a single exon.